AAUAAACGCCGAAGAAGAAGAAGAAGAAGAAGUGACGUAUUUCCGGUGUCAUGUCAGCCUUCUGCUGAACCCACAUGGCUAGCUGCUGUUAGCUGAAUGUUUUGUUUUGUUCCCGUUUCAGUUCUAGUGAUGCAGUUUUACUGAAUCAAGACGUCCAGAGAUGGCUGAAGCUGUACCAGAGAAAAGUCGUGGCUUGAAGUUUGCGGAGCAGCAACUCCUGCGUCACGGCUGGGAACACGGUAAAGGACUGGGGCGAGCUGAGAACGGCUUAUCGGAAGCUAUCAAGGUCAAAGUGAAAUGUGGCAAAGGAGGGGUUGGUCAUAAGGAAGGGGAGCAGUUCACCUUCCACUGGUGGGAUCAUGUCUUCAAUAAGGCGUCUUCCAGUCUGCAGGUGGAGUCUGAUCAGAACGGUAUUCAGUUGAAGAAGACGGUGGAGGAAGAUGAAGAGGAUGGGAUGAUCUCCAAUAAAAAGCCACGGAUAGGAGCGCUGGCUAAAGCCAAACUUUAUGGAUGCUUUGUCAAGUCAGCCACACUGCUGUCUGGUGAGUUGCAACCAGAGCCGAAGCCUUCCAGCUCAGACGACAGCAGCAGCAGCAGCAGCAGCUCGGACGAGGAUGACGACCAGAAACUGGAUCUCUCCAGCACCACAAAGCUUUCCGAUGCUGAUCUAAUGAAGGCUUGUGGAGGACGCACGGCUCACAAAGGAGCCAGGCACGGCUUGACCAUGAGCGCCAAGUUAGCCAGGCUGGAGCAGCAGGAGGCUGAGUUCAUGGCCAAGUACGCCAAGAAGAGCCAACCAGGAAGCGCUCCACCGGUUUGUGUUGCACCGACUCCACCGACCUCCCAGGAGACGGUCGUGGACUCUCAGAGAAAAAAGAUAAAGAAGAAGAAGAGAUCCACUGGGAGCGUUUAUGAGCUAAAUGGUGAUGAAGUGUCUGAAAGUCCUGAAAUGGACGUUAAACCCAAAAAGAAGAAGAAAAAGAAAGCCAGCGAGGACACUGAGGAAAUAACUGUUUCCACUGAGGGGGAUGUGAUCUGUGUAGAAAACAGUGACACAGACCAUUCUCAUAAACCAAAGAAGAAACAGAAAAAGAAGAAAAACAAUGAAGAGCAGAAUGAAGAAGAAGAAGAAGGAACGCCUUCACCAGCAGCUGAGAGUCCGGAGGAGGCUGCUGAGCUGCACACAAAAGUGAAGAAGAAGAAGAAAUCCUCCAAACACCACAGUGAACCGGCUGAGGAAGAGGAGAGUAAGGAUACAGAAUCCAGCCAGUCAGAGACGCUCCAGGACUGCACUCUAAAAACCAAAAAGAAAAAAGCUGUAGUUGUAUUGGAGGAAGCAGAAGUUUUACAGGAAGAAGCAACGGUAAAGCAGAAAAGGAAAAAGUGUAAAAAGGACAAACUAUCUGUAGAGGACAACACAAACGAUGAGGCACUUCCUCCAAAGAAGAAGAAAACAAAGAAGUCCAAAGAGUAGUAUUUGAUUAAAAGAAAUGCUUUGGACACCAAUAAA
This is a messenger RNA of Sebastes umbrosus (honeycomb rockfish), 1510 nucleotides long. It is a transcript of the gene gpatch4, whose product is annotated as G patch domain containing 4. The transcript has 8 exons. The record is from RefSeq and is a predicted model, not a curated record. Gene Ontology annotation, cellular component: nucleolus. Gene Ontology annotation, biological process: regulation of ribosome biogenesis. Bases 161 to 1474 code for a protein of 437 amino acids. Gene Ontology annotation, molecular function: nucleic acid binding. Lineage: Eukaryota; Metazoa; Chordata; Actinopteri; Perciformes; Sebastidae.